GGCUCUACAUAUAAAAUACUUGUCUCACACAGAUUUCAAUAAAAGUCGUUAACCAGUCGAAAUAUCAUAGACAUGGAAGGUCCACCAAGAGUGAAGCUAGAUCUCAAACCCUGCAAAAAAUGCGGAAGAACUUUCAAUCCUGAGUCAUUGGUAAAGCAUGAGCGUGUUUGCAAUCCAAACAAGAAGGUCAAGGUGUUUGACAUGGCCAAACAGAGAGUGACAGAGGAUCUUAGCUUGAAGCAGAUAAAAGCUGCCCAAAGAAAGGCAGCUGAAGAUGCUAAGAAAAAAAAUGUUCAAGCACCAAAGUCGCACUGGAGACAGAAACAUGAAGAGUUUGUACGCAAUGUUCGUGCUGCUAGAGGAGCCCAAAAAGCCAUUGACGAAGGGCUUCCUCUCCCGCCACCACCUCCACCAUCGGAAAACCCAGAUUAUAUUCAGUGCCCAUACUGCAAUAGAAGAUUCAAUGAGAAAGCAGCUCAACGUCAUAUAGAUUUCUGUAAGGAACAAAAGAAACGGCUCCCUGCUAAUAAAAGAGUUCCCACUGAAAUAGAGCAGAAAAGAGCUGCUGCCACUAAGUACCAACCUCCAAAACCCAAAGGUCGAGGUUCACCUGCUGACUCUCCAGCUGCCGGAGGUGGAUAUGGUGCAUCAAGGGGAGGUUACUCCAGUGGUCCAGCUCCAAGAGGGGCACCAGCUGGGGCAAGGGGAACUCCUCCUGGGGCAAGAGGUACUCCCCCUGGUGCAAUGGGAUCAAAGUCAGAUGCUGGCAUGGGUAGGACAGCAGGUGGUUAUAGUUCUGGCUCCCAGGGUUAUAGUGCUGGUUCUCAAGGUUCUAGUUCUAGGGGCCGGGCUCCAGCACCAGCAGGAGGGGUAAAGAGUCGACAGCCCCCAGCCUCUCAAGGAACCUACGCAAACAAAUAUGCUGACCCCAGUUCUGGGCAAAAUGGUAUAAUGAAUGAUCCCUUAAGAGUACUUUCUGGGCGGUCUUUAAAACUAAGAGAAGACAGAAGGCCCGCCUCAAGAGAUAAACCGUCCAAUCAGAACAAUGUAUUGUCAGCCAAUAGGGGCGCUAUGGACGGUAAUCACAUGAUGUCUGCCCACAAAUCAUCAUCGUCAUCAGGUCAUAAUUUCCGAGGUACAGAUUCUGGUUACCAUAGCAGCAAUUCUGAAAAUGAUGCAGCAGUGCCUAGACUGAGAAAAACAGGUCGCCCUAGUAGUGGGAUCGCUAAAUUCUGUCAUGAAUGCGGUACCAAAUAUCCAUCAGCACAGGCAAAAUUUUGUAUGGAAUGUGGCAUAAGAAAAUUGGAAGUGCCAGCAAGAUAAGAUAGAUAACUGUGAAUGUCUUGUUCACCAUUUUUCUUUACCUUUUUGCAAAAUUGUUUCCCCUUAAACAGGGAUUGGGUAAAUAAAACAAUAAAUGUUUUUAGGAUGUUUCAUGUUAAGUUUUCAAAUUUAAUUUCUCUUUUGAUUUGCUCCAUGUUUGAAUUUUCUUUAACCUUUGAUUUAAUAUAUGUUUCAUAUUGCAUCAUUUUAGAACAGUGAGUGUUCUUCUGUCUUCUAUUUUAAUAUGGUGAUGAACCUUUAUGUUCCUAAUAUGACAUUAAUUUGUAAAUAUUUUUCUACAGACUAAGUAUAAGUCACAUAUUGAGGUAUUAUAAAAUAACUUGUCAAGAGAUUACUGUUUCAGCAUUUUGCACCUAAAUGUAAGUGUACAAAAAAGUAAAAUGCAUGUAAUGUGUUUUCAAAAUAUUAUAAGACUGACUGUUGAAAAAAUAAGAUAUCUGUUUGUGUUAAUAGCAGUUACAUAACAAAAAAGAUACCAAGAACUGAAGUUAUGACCAUUUUUUACUCUGUUUAUCUAAGAUUGUAAUACAAUGUUUUUAACAAAAAAAAAUAAUUGCAAAAGAUCUUUAAAUCGUCUCAAGCUAUAUAGAUGUUUAUUCAAAAUAGAAAACAUGAUAUUGUGUUGGUCCUUUAAACAUUCAUUUAAUUCUGCCACUAGUCUAGAACAGUUGCUUUCUUGCCAUCCACCGUGUUACUACUUUUUUUUCCUCAUUUUUUUUUAAAUUUUGGAUUUGAUGUUGCAUUAUAUAUUAGAGAGGUUGUGAUUUCUUACAUAUAUGUGUAUGGGUAGAAAAUCUCUAUAUAUAAAGAGAAGCAUAGAUCUAAAAUGUUUCCAGUUUUAAUUGUGUAUACCCAGUACAUAUCUACAGGUAUGGGUUUUACAAGUAGUGUUGAACAUAAUGAUCCACAAAUUCUGUUACAAGAUUUUUCCUUGAUAUCUCUUUAUCCUUUUCCUUGCUAAAUUUCUAAAAUGAACUGGUCCAUCAUUCAAUUUGGACAGUACCACUUAUUAUUCAAAGGAGUGUUCACUGAAAAUUUACUUACUGAAUAGUGAACAGUGCAGACUAUGAUGUGCAGGCUAAAGGUUAAAUGUAAGACUAUACCAUUGAUAUUGUACAUUGUUCUUAAGAACUCCUAGGGUGGUGUUACGAUGUUUUUGAAUAUUCAUAUAUCUUGAUUAGUUUUGAAAUUAUCAACAACAAAAAGUUGAUGAUGUAUUUUCCACUUUAACAACAUUAUUUUUAAAAUUCAAUUUUGACAUUAUUUAUAAAUAGAUUGUUACAUAACAUUCAGGGUAUCUAAAUUAGCAUGAAAGCAACAUUUCUAUUUAUCAGUUUGUAAAAUUUUGCCUGUAGAGAAAAAUACAUUUUUGGCCAAAAAAUGGACAGACAUUUUCAGAGAUAUCUCAGAAAGUCAAGAAACUGACUGUUACAUCUGGAGAUGUUUACAAUGAUUAUAAUUUUUACCUUCAGUUCAGGAAUAGCCCUGCCAAACAACCGGUAUAUUAUGUACAUAUUUGAAUGUUCUGAACUUACACCUCAGAUACUGAGUGAAAUAAAAAAAAAAAUGAAAUCCUGCAUAUAUGUUUGUAUGAAAACACAAUCUAUAGCCUGCAUUAUGCUAUGUUGCUAUAAAGAAAAGUCUCAUUGUUGUAGCAUUGUUAUAAAUACUGUUUCAUACACAUACAAGUUUACAAGAAGGAAAAUGGUACAUGUGUGUAAAAUUGUUGCUAUGGUAACCAGAAGAAUAUCAACCUGUAUCAUAAAAAUUAGAUAUUAUUUAACUAGGUAGAUAUUUAAAUUAUACAUGUUUUAUUUCACAGAUUUUUCAGCUGUUUAUUUGAUUUUUACAUUUUAUUUUUAGAAUACCUAUGGACACCAGUUGUGUCAGAAACAUUUUGUCUUUUUAGGAGGUACCACCAUGUUUAUUUUCAGUAAUAUCUCAUACUUUUGUAUUAUUACAAUGAAUAUGCAUUGUAAAUUUUAAAGAUCUUUUGUUACAUUUUGUUGCAUUUUAAUGCUUUCUGACAUAGUUCUGUUUCAAACUCUGGUAAAUAGUAAAAAAAACUGUCUAAAAUGACCUGAGAUGUCUUAAUAUAGAACAAAUGGCCUGUAUAAUUACAUUCAUACAUCACCAGUAAAUGAAAGAUUUUUUGUCAGAGUUAUCCUGUUGUUUUCUAUUAUGACAUCCAAACUGUAGAAAUACUAAUUUUCAAAUUAAAAAAGAGAUAUUCUGAAAAUUUCUUACAAGUCAUCUUCAUGUUCAAGGUCACAGGUCAUGAUUAAAAAGUUAAGGUCACAGAGUUGCUAUGUGUGUGCAAAGUGAAAUAAUGGUGUCAUUGAGUUUUUGACAUUGCUGGUAACCAUAGAAAAAUGUUUUAUUCUGUUUGCUUCAAUUUAAAUGGAGGGUGCACAUCAUAUUAUUUUUGUGUACGUACUAAUUGUGAUAUAUAUAAAUGUUGUAUUUAGAGGUUUGAUGGCAUAUGCUUUUGUGUAACCAGUGAGCAGGGUCCUUUUUAUUUUUAAAUGUUCCAUUAUUUGCUUUAUUCAGCUGUGUAAAGAUUGGUGUACCCUGUUUAUUUCUAAGCUUAUUUAUAAUCAUCACUGGUAACCCAUAUGAGUGACUCCUCCAGAAGACCGUUAGUAAUGUUAGUGAGAGGAUAGUGCAAGAUACAGAAGACACUCCAGUUCUAGAAGCUUGCCUGGUUCUUUAGGGUGCAAGGUGUAAAGCUUCCAUACAAGGGACUCUUAUCCCAACAUUAUUAACUUUUAGUUGGAGGAGUAAAGAAAAUUUGCUAACAUUUGAACAUCUAUAUCUUGCACUCCUCCCACUAAAAUUACUAACAAUCUUCUUAAGGAGCCUGUAUGAAUUACUGGUGACCACCAUGAAUUACCUUAAAUACAAACAUUAAUUCACAUUUACACAACAGAAUGUAGCAAAUACACUUAACAUAUAUGGGUUAUUGUGUUAAUACAAAACUGAUAUAUUACAUACUAUAUGGUUUGUGGGAUCACAGAUAUAUAAAUUGGAUACAAUGAUUUGUUUAUUCACUUUUCAAAGGUAACCAGAAAUGUUUUACUGCUACAUUCAUUUUGAUCACUAGCUGAAGGCUAGAGUUAUCUUUUGUGUGCAAAAUACUCGUAUAAAAAAUCAGUUCAUUGAAUGUUGGCACUUUUUCAGUUGUGCAUGUUAGAAGCUCAUAUGAUAGAUGCAAAAACAAGUUAAAUGUGAGAUGUCAGGGCAUUUAAUCACUUAUUGCCCUGAAGUGGCAUAUUGCUUGUUGUCUAAAAGCUGACAUAUUGAGUUUGAUAUUUUAUUCAUUAUAAAUUAUAAUUCAGAAAAAUCAUGGUAUAUUAAAGUACCUUUCUUAAUACUGAUACCUUAUACAUUAAGCAAUCAACCAGUGUUGUUAACUACUAACAUAAGUACAUUGUUGUGUUCAGUUUUAUUUACAGCUUGUAAUGAAAUAAGAUUACCCUUUUUUAUUAUUUAAUUUUGUACAUUUUUAUAGACGUGCAUGUCAAUAUUGUCUUGUGUUUGCUUUUGUUGCUUCAUAAAGUGAUAUUUUUAAAUGGGAUUCUAAAACUGUCACCAUAAAUUUAACUUUUGUUCAGUUUUGCCAGACUUUGUUGUUUUCCGGUUUUCAAGGCCUUUGUGGCUGAGUGGUUGUUAAAUGGUUAACCACAGAGAUCAUUGUCUUCGAGUCACUUGCCUAUUACCACUGUAGGCUCAACACCCCUCAAGGAAUGUAGAAUUCUUUCUUGUGAGCAAGGUGUCCAACUGGCUUGCUGGAAGUUGAUAUUUCUAUACAGGUGCCCACUUAGGGCUGAAACAAUGCCAUAAGGGGCACAUAAGGGUCUUCCUUUACCAUUGACAAAUAUGGAAGUUAUCAUGUGACCUAAAUGGCAAGGGGGGUAACUCAAUACUCAGUAAUUUAUAUGUUAUGACUAAGUGAGCUAAAUUACAGCUGACUGCUUUGGUUAAAUAAAUUUUGUCAUAAAAUGUGCUGAAAAAUACUUAGAAUAUUUAUUAAUGUUGUAAUUGUUAUAGAUAGAUAAACAUUGUCAUGAAGUGUGCUUUAAAUAUAAAUAUCUCUUGUAUAAACGUUUUAGAUAGGUAAAUUUUACAGGUAAAUUUUGUCAUAAAGUUAGCUUCGAAUAUGUAAACAUAGCAAUGCUAAAUGUUUUAUAUAAGUGAAUGCACAUUAAAUCAGCUCAGUUUUAGGGCAUAGUACAUUUUGUCUUAAUAAUGAUCAGCUUUGUCGGUAUGUUAUGCUUCAUUAUUAAAAGACAUGCUUUAUGUUACAAUAAAACAUGAUAUGUGUGGUGUUAAGCUCUCUAAAAAAGUUGUAUAGUAAAGCUGGCUAAGCUUAGUUAUUAUAAUAUAUAUGGUAAAGCUUUAUUUAUUUAUGAAAUAUUACAUCUAAGACUGUGAUUCAAGGUCUGAGGGAAUAAAGCUUUUAAAAGGGUUGGAAUAAAACUUUAAAUGACUGGAAAAGUUAGCUGAUGAUUAUGGAGAUACUGUUUGUUUGUAUUAGAAAAAUAUAAUCAAGGUGGAGGGACUGUAGCAAGCCUUUUAGAGGAUUGUUUCAAUAUCAGACCAUCAAAUUAAGUGAAUUUGAUGUGUUAUUAUUUCUGACUGUACCUUCAUUUGUCUCAUAUUUCAGUCAUUCAAAACUUCAGCAACACUGUUUUUAGCUCACCUGAGCACAAAGUGCUCAGGGUGAGGUAUUGUGAUUGCUCACCGUCUGGCGUCCGUCCGUCCACACUUUCCUUUAAACAACAUCUCCUCCUAAACCAACUGGCCAAUUUUGAUGAAACUUCACAGGGAUGUUCCUUGGAUGGCCCCCUUUUAAAAUUAUUCAAAGAAUUGAAUUCCAUGCAGAACACUGGUUGCCAUGGCAACCGAAAGGAAAAACUUAAAAAAUCUUCUUCUCAAAAACCAGAAGCCCUAGAGUUUAGAUAUUUGGUGUGAAGCAUUGCCUAGUGGACCUCUACCAAAUUUGUUCAUAGCCCCCGGGGUCAAAAUUGACCCCGCCCCAGGGGUCACUUGAUUUUACAUAAGAAAAUCUUAAAAAAUCUUCUUCUAAAAAACCAGAAGCCUUAGAGCUUAGAUAUUUGACGUGUAGCAUUACCUAGUGGACCUCAACUAAAUUGUUCAAAUCAUGACCCGGGGGUCAAAAUUGACCCCGCCCCAGGGGUCACUUGAUUUUACAUAGGAAAAUCUUCAAAAAAUUUCUAAAAAUAAACCAGAAGGCCUAGAGCUUAGAUAUUUCACAUGUAGCAUUGCCUAUUGGACCUCUACAAAAUUUGUUCAAUCAUGGCCCCGGGGGUCAAAAUUGACCCCGCCCCAGGGGUGACUUGAUUUUACAUAGGAAAAUAUUUAAAAAAUCUUCUUCUCAAAAACCAGAAAGCCUAGAGCCUAGAUAUUUGACAUGUAGCAUUGCCUAGUGGACCUCUACUAAAGUUGUUCAAAUUAUGACCCGGGGGUCAAAAUUGACCCCGCCCUAGGGGUCACUUGACUUUACAUAGGAAAAUCUUAAAAAGUUUUCUAAAAAUAAACCAGAAGGCCUAGAGCUUAGAUGUUUCACAUGUAGCAUUACCUAGUGGACCUCUACAAAAUUUGUUCAUAUCAUGACCCCCUGGGUCAAAAUUGACCUGCCCCAGGGGUCACUUGAUUUUACAUAGGAAAAUCUUCAAAAAUUUUCUAAAAAUAAACUAGAAGGCCUAGAGACUUGAUAUUUGACAUGUAGCAUUGCCUAGUGGUCAAAAUUGACUCCGCCCUAGGGGUCACUUGAUUUUACAUAGGAAAAUCUUAAAAAAAAAUCUAAAUAAUCUAAUAAACCAGAAGGCCUAGAUCUUAGAUGUAGCAUUGCCUAUUAGACUUUUACAAAGUUUAUUCAAAUCAUGACCCCUGGGGUCAAAUUGACCCUGCCCAAUGGGGUUACUUGAUUGUACAUAGAAAAAUCUUCAAAUUUUUUUUAAAAUAAACCAGAAGAGCUUAGAUAUUUGACAUGUAGCAUUGCCUAGUGGACCUCUACAAAAGUUUUCAAAUCUUGUUUUUAAAGUUACUUAAAGAAAAUUUCAUCUAUAUUUUCUCAUAAUUCUUUUGAUUGAUUUCUGUUAUGAUCUUUUGACCUUGAAGACUUGUCCUUAAGUGCAAUGAUAACAGGUGAGCGAUAUAGGGCCAUCAUGGCCCUCUUGUUCUGGCAUUACUACAAUUUUUCAGUACUGCAAGUUUUUCUGUUUGCUGUGACAUUGCCAAUGUUUGCUGCAAUAUUGCCAAUGUUUAUUGCAGCAUUUGCCGAUGUUUACCGCACCGAUGUUUACUGCAGCAUUUGUCUAUGUUUACUGCAGCAUUGCCAAUGUUGGCUGCAAUAUUGCCAUUGUUGCCAAUAUUUACCGCAGCAUUGGUAAUGUUUGCUGCAAUGUUUACUGCAGCAUUUGCCGAUGUUUACUGCAGCAUUGCCAGUGUUUGCUGCAAUAUUGCCAAUGUUGCCAAUAUUUACUGCAGCAUUGGUAAUGUUUGCUGCAAUAUCGGCAAUAUUUGCUAUUAAUGCGACAGUAAUGUAUGAUUUCUGGUAUAAACUUCAAAGGUAAAAAAACAAGAUCUGUUUUUAAUGUUUAACAGUGUGUCCACAUGCUACUUUGUUUUGUCUUGUUAUAUGACCAAAGAAGGAAUUCCAUUAUGAAAACAGUUCAAAGGUGAAGGUUAUAAAGCGUGCCUAGUAUCUGUGGUAUAUAUUUUAUCCGUCCAUGGUUAUUUUUUGCUGUUUUUACAGCUGAGAUAUUUAUUUUAUUGUUUAAAAAAACUUUUGUUUUCUGCACUGGGAUUAUAUGCAUCAGAACAUGUUUAUUGUAUAACUUGAAUGUUACAUACCUAGAAACAUUCGUCAUAAAAACUGAUUUGUUAAUUAACUUCAUGUCAUCUUUUGGCUGCAUUUUGAAAAGCUACCUUGAUGUGUGUCAACAUUUCUUUUUCGGAACAGGUUGUUGUUUUCAUCUGAAUUCUUUUGAUAAACAGCUAGAAUAUGUAAACAAGCUAACUGGGAUGGACUGAAUGCAAGGUGCAGUUCUAUAGUAGACAUGUUUUGAUGUAUAUCUAUACCUGUGAUAUAUUUCUGUAUUUGUUUUAUUGUGUGUGAAAACCGGAAUCUGACUAUUCUGUGUAAUGUUUUUUGGGUUUUUUUGCACCCCUAUAUUGUGUUUUAGAAUCUUCAAUCCCACUUGAUGGAUGAUUACAUUUUUUCCCAUCAGGGGUGAGCAGAUUCAGAUAUAAAUUAAUAUGAAUAUUGUAAAUUUUGGUGUGACUAUAUAGUGAACACUAUUUUACCACCAUAUUUAAGCCGUUUGAAAAAGUUCUGAUGUCAUGGUUUUAUGCAGAUAUCAUUUUGUUUCAGAUAAGCUGAUUUGGGGCUAGUUUACUUUUAUCUUUUAGAGCUAUAGCAAAACAAAAACAAAACAAACAAGCAAAGAAACUUGUUAAUUCCACUGUUGGCAAACAUCUGUGUAUGACUUAUCAUUUACAAAUGUAUAUUUAUGCCUGCUAUAAAAACCUUCUGUUUUAGAAUGCUUGUAGAAAUAUAAAAUUAUACCAUUACUGUCUCGUAGGAUUGCUAUUUUUAGAAAACAUUCCGCCAUUUUCUGUGAUGCGCCAUGUAAACACAUUUUAUUUUUUCUGCAAUAAAGUACAUUGAGCUUAGAA
Mercenaria mercenaria is the source of this 9048-nucleotide messenger RNA. RefSeq names its product zinc finger C2HC domain-containing protein 1A-like. Lineage: Eukaryota; Metazoa; Mollusca; Bivalvia; Venerida; Veneridae. Bases 73 to 1323 code for a protein of 416 amino acids. The transcript is spliced from 10 exons. The record is from RefSeq and is a predicted model, not a curated record.